Molecule: messenger RNA, 1415 nt
Organism: Carlito syrichta (Philippine tarsier)
Lineage: Eukaryota; Metazoa; Chordata; Mammalia; Primates; Tarsiidae
Gene: PARN
Product: poly(A)-specific ribonuclease
Exons: 18
Coding region: 135-1400 (421 amino acids)
Biological process (GO): nuclear-transcribed mRNA poly(A) tail shortening
Cellular component (GO): cytoplasm
Molecular function (GO): RNA binding; poly(A)-specific ribonuclease activity
Source: RefSeq, a predicted model, not a curated record
AGCGGGCGCGCGCUGUUUCCGGAAGUCGCCGCCGCUGUCUCCGCUGCUGCUACCUCCGCGGUCGCCGCGGAACUUUGCGAGUAGGACGGCUGAGGCGGGCUCGGGCGGGGCCGGGGCUCCGGCCACGCUGCAGCAUGGAGAUAAUCAGAAGCAAUUUUAAGAGUAAUCUUCACAAAGUGUACCAGGCCAUAGAGGAGGCGGACUUCUUCGCCAUCGAUGGGGAGUUUUCAGGAAUUAGUGAUGGACCCUCAGUCACUGCUUUAACGAAUGGUUUUGACACUCCAGAAGAAAGGUAUCAGAAGCUUAAAAAGCAUUCCAUGGACUUUUUGCUGUUUCAGUUUGGCCUUUGCACUUUUAAGUAUGAUGACACAGAUUCAAAGUAUAUAACGAAGUCAUUUAACUUCUAUGUUUUCCCAAAACCCUUCAAUAGAUCCUCACCAGAUGUCAAAUUUGUCUGUCAGAGCUCCAGCAUCGACUUUCUAGCAAGCCAAGGAUUUGAUUUUAAUAAAGUUUUUCACAAUGGAAUUCCAUAUUUGAAUCAGGAAGAAGAAAGGCAGUUAAGAGAGCAAUAUGAUGAAAAACGUUCACAGGCCAAUGGUGCAGGAGUGCUGGCAUAUGUGUCUCCUAACACUUCAAAAUGUCCUGUGACGAUUCCUGAGGAUCAGAAGAAGUUUAUUGACCAAGUGGUAGAUAAAAUAGAAGAUUUAUUACAAAAUGAAGAAAACAAGAACUUGGAUUUAGAGCCGUGUACUGGGUUCCAAAGAAAACUAAUUUAUCAGACUUUGAACUGGAAGUAUCCCAAAGGCAUUCAUGUUGAGACUUUAGAAACGGAAAAGAAGGAGCGAUACAUAGUUAUCAGCAAAGUAGAUGAAGAAGAACGCAAAAGGAGAGAGCAGCAGAAACACGCUAAAGAACAGGAGGAACUCAAUGACGCUGUGGGAUUUUCUAGAGUCAUUCAUGCCAUUGCUAAUUCGGGAAAACUUGUUAUCGGACAUAAUAUGCUCUUGGAUGUCAUGCAUACAGUUCAUCAGUUUUACUGUCCUCUACCUACGGACUUAAAUGAGUUUAAAGAGAUGACAACAUGUGUAUUCCCCAGACUCUUGGAUACUAAAUUGAUGGCCAGUACACAACCUUUUAAGGAUAUCAUUAACAACACAUCCCUUGCAGAGUUGGAAAAGCGGUUAAAAGAGACACCUUUCAGCCCACCUAAAGUUGAAAGUGCAGAAGGUUUUCCAAGUUAUGACACAGCUUCUGAACAACUCCAUGAGGCAGGCUAUGAUGCUUAUAUCACAGGACUGUGCUUCAUCUCUAUGGCAAAUUACCUAGGUUCUUUUCUUAGUCCUCCAAAAAUUCAUGUGUCUGCCAGAUCAAAACUCAUUGAACCUUUUUUCAACAAGUAAGUAAUCAAGAGGGUC